Molecule: messenger RNA, 744 nt
Organism: Polyodon spathula (Mississippi paddlefish)
Lineage: Eukaryota; Metazoa; Chordata; Actinopteri; Acipenseriformes; Polyodontidae
Product: homeobox protein not2-like
Exons: 3
Coding region: 1-744 (247 amino acids)
Biological process (GO): central nervous system development; neuron differentiation; regulation of DNA-templated transcription
Molecular function (GO): DNA binding; DNA-binding transcription factor activity, RNA polymerase II-specific
Source: RefSeq, a predicted model, not a curated record
AUGCAGAUCUCAACCAUGCCACCGGGACACUAUGGGUACUCGAUGCGCCAUUACGCGCCGAUCUACCCAGAAUACAGAAGCAGCAAGUCGGUCUCCUCCAAACCGACCAGUGGGAAAUCCUUUACCAUCGACGCUUUACUGGGCAAAUCAGACCAUGCUUUUUUUGAGAGUGACAGAUCAAGUUCUCUUUACCAAAGGGAAAAGUAUCAGCCUCUUCUAGCCGCAGCACUUUCACCGCCAGCAGCUCAGCAUUUCUACUCGCCGAGCCUCAUGCAGACCCACCCUGGAUACCCUCUCUACUACUGCCCGCCGUUCUCUUACCAUGCGACAUGUCGAGGAGCUGUUUAUGCCCAUGGUAAGAAUAACAUCCCUCUAUCUAAGCAGAGCCUCAAUUCGUUUAAGUCCAAGGGUGGCAAAUCAAAGAGAUUGCGUACAAUUUUCACCAACGAGCAGCUUUCCCGACUUGAAAAGGAGUUUGCUAGGCAGCAGUAUAUGGUAGGCUCGGAGAGAUUCGUGCUGGCGUCGGCUCUCCACCUUACCGAGGCUCAGGUUAAGGUCUGGUUCCAGAACCGAAGGAUUAAGUGGAGGAAGCAGAGCUUGGAGCAGCAGCAGGCUAAACUCGCCAAAAUGGGCCUUGUGGCCCAGCUGAGCAGUCCCGACUCCCGCGUAGACCAGGACCAGGAAGAAAUCGUCUUUUCCGACGAGUCUACCGACGAUCUCGAGGCCUCCCUCAACCAUUGUUAA